Labeo rohita (rohu) is the source of this 1541-nucleotide messenger RNA. Its product is annotated as stonustoxin subunit beta-like. Bases 10 to 747 code for a protein of 245 amino acids. The transcript has 3 exons. Lineage: Eukaryota; Metazoa; Chordata; Actinopteri; Cypriniformes; Cyprinidae. Gene Ontology annotation, molecular function: protein binding. The record is from RefSeq and is a predicted model, not a curated record.
UCUGGCUGUAUGGUGACAGAGGAAGGCUGUGGUUAUUUGUCUUCAGCUCUGAGUUCAAACCCCUCACACCUGAGAGAGCUGGAUCUGAGCUACAAUCACCCAGAACAAUCAGGAGUCCAGCUGCUCAAACACAAACUGGACGAUCCAAACUGUAAACUGGAAAUACUCAAUAUGGACCAUGGAGGAUAUUUCAGGAUCACACCCGGACUGCGAAAAUAUGCCUGUGAUCUCACACUGGAUCCAAACACAGCACACACUCAACUCAUUGUCUCUGACAACAACAAAAAAACAACAUGUGUGAAAGAUCAUCAGCUGUAUCCUGAUCAUCCAGACAGAUUUGAGAACUAUGAGCAGGUUCUGUGUGGAGAGAGUCUGACUGGACGCUGUUACUGGGAGGUUAAAUGGAGCGGCUGGUGUCAUGUAGCAGUUGCAUAUAAAGGAAUCAGCAGGAAAGGUGGGAGUGACUGUCGGUUUGGACUCAAUGAAGUAUCCUGGAGUCUGAACUGCUCUGAUGAGAUUUACUCAUUUUGGCACAAUAAUAAUAAGAAAAACAAUCCUCUCCCUUUUUCUUCAUCUAAUAGAGUAGGAGUGUAUGUGGAUGUAUUGGCCGGUACUCUGUCCUUCUACAGGGUCUCUGACACACACACAUUCACACACAUAUACACACACACAACUACAUUCACUAAACCCCUCUAUGCUGGGAUUGUGGUUUAUCCUGAUUCUUCUGUGUCUCUGUGUCAGAUUUAAAAAGCGUAAUUAUAAUUGUGGCUUUAGAGCUUUGAAUUGUGAUUGAUGCACAAUUGCAUUGUUACAAGCUAAUGUAAUUGGGCUACACUUGUAUUUACAUUUUAAUUUAACCCUUUACAAAAUCAAAAUGCAAAUCAAAAUUAAACACCAAAUUAAACAGAUUUGUUGCCACGCAUGUCAUGUGAUGGUUAACCAACAUCACAGAACCAUAAACAUGCAUUUCAUUGGUCAAAAACUAAAAUUUGUUUGCAUUUUAGGAAAGUUUCUAUAUUUAUGGAAAGGCAAUUUUAGCAGUAUUAACAUCAACCAUGAUGAUAACCAUAACACCAGUUUCUGAAUUUUUGGAGCCCUGUUACAUAUUCUAGAUUACAAAUAAUACAUUAUGAUUUUUGUCAGCUCUCCUCUGAAGGUUGUGAAGGGUCUGACACAGGUCACAGGUAUUGUCUGUUACUGUGUUAGAGUCAGUAAAGACUGUAGCAAAUCAAAUGUGAUGGUCUGUAAAAACACUCUGCACUCUUCAUUUAGUGCGAUUUUAUUAAAACUGUAGAUGUAGUUAUUUUUCAGAGGACCCACAGACUCUGCUAGAUUAUCAGAAACUGUUAGGUCACUGUUUUUUUCUUUGUGUUCAAUAUAUUUUACAGAUCAAAUCACAUUUUAAUUAUUGAUAUUAAUGAAAUUAUCUGAGCUAAAACUACAAUAAUAUAAUAAUAUGAAUGAUUCAAAUUCUUUUGUUUUGUGGCUACUUUACCAUUUUAUGUUUAUGUUUUUAUGUUAUUGCGUGUGUGUGUGUGUGU